Clupea harengus (Atlantic herring) is the source of this 1314-nucleotide messenger RNA. Its product is annotated as ZP domain-containing protein-like. The transcript has 9 exons. The record is from RefSeq and is a predicted model, not a curated record. NCBI's taxonomy places the organism in Eukaryota, Metazoa, Chordata, Actinopteri, Clupeiformes, Clupeidae. The coding region runs from base 1 to 1314 and encodes 437 amino acids.
AUGGGUACAGUUGGAGAGACCGAAGUAGACGGACCAGCAAUGGCAGAGGGCACAGGUCUGCUGAUGGCAGAGGGCACAGGUCUGGUGAUGGUAGAGGGCACAGGUCUGCUGAUGGCAGAGGGCACAGGUCUGGUGAUGGUAGAGGUGGCGAGGUUCUUCUCACCGGCAUUGGAGGCAGUGGCAGCGGGGGUUGAGGCUGGGAGAUUGUCCUGGGACGUUCAAGGAAGUGAGGACAGAUUUCCAGCAUACUUUUUUGUGCUCCAACUGGCAUCCAAAAGUGGGGUAGAAGCCAAUCCAGAUGAAAUGGAGGUGAUUUGCCUGGAGAACAGUAUGGAACUUGUGCUGAAUAAAUCUGGUAGAAUUGGGCUGAGUGCAGAGUACCUGAGGCUGGGCGAUUCCAACUGCACUCUGUACUCAAACGGGACUCAUCUGCUGUCCAAUAUGUCCCUCGAUGCAUGUGGCACUGUGAUGGAGGAUGAUGGUGUAGAUCUCAUCUUUACCAAUGAAGUUGUGUCUUUCAACGAAUCCGAUGCUGUUGUAGUCAGGGACCCUUUGGUGGAGAUUGAGUUCUCUUGCAAGUAUCCCAAACAGAGCAGCGUGACUCUCGACUUCCUUGGUCACAGGCCCCCAGUCAACUUCACACAGAGGGGCUUUGGUACGUUCACCUUGCAGUUUGAAUUCUUCGAGUCAAGUACAUUCAGUCUUGCGAAGGACCCAAGCACCUACCCUCUGGAGUUCGAUCUGGGAGACAUGAUGUACAUGCAGAUUCAGUCCUUCACCUCCGUUCCCAACACUGUGCUGUUUGCUGAGUCCUGCACCGCAACUCCCAGCGAUGACCCCAACAGUGCCAGUAAAUAUCCCAUCAUUAAAGACGGAUGUAAAGUCGAUCAGACCGUACAGCUCUAUGCCAAUGGACAACAGUCAGAGGUCCAGUUUGCAAUGGAGGCCUUCAAGUUUAUUGGACUGCAUGAGCAGGUGUUCAUCCGAUGCUCCGUCAUCCUCUGUAAGGCUGACACAAACAGCAGCAGAUGCUCUCAGGGCUGUACAGAGGGUCUCCGCCUGCCCGCCGGCCAUAUUGCCGCCAGCUCUGAGCACACCAUCCGCAAGAGGGAGGCACCCUUCCAGACCGCUAAUCACGUCAUCCUCCAGGGCCCCUUGCGUCUUAGGCGCAGUUUGACCAAACAAGUGGCAGUGAACAUGGACCCAAACAUAAUGCUCACCAUUGGUGCUUUCGUGGCUGCUGUUGCCAUGGCAUGUGGAGUGAUGCUCUACAGAACCUGGAAAUCAAGUGAUAAAUAUGAGAGAAUGGUUUGA